AUGAGGCAAUGGUUUGCUUUUCGCCUUCACGAGCGUAAGAAUGAAUCUCAUUCUCUCCUACAUUCUAGAAGGCUAUUUCAGCAGUUUGUGGUGGAUGCCUUCACCACAAUUGAGUCUAAUCGUUUAAGAUAUUUGAAGAUGAACCAGCCGUCUUUGCGAUCAGAUAGCUAUGAUUCUAUUAAAGAGUCUGAGAACGCAGGAAAAGAGGAUAUGAAUGAGCAAGGAACUGAGUUUACAUUACCAGCUUCAUUCGUAGGGAGUCCUAGAUAUAUGAAGAAUUGUUACUUGGAUGCUAUGGCAAUAUGUAAGCAUUUUGGAUUCCCUGAUUUUUUCAUCACUUUCACAUGUAAUCCCAAAUGGCCAGAGAUCACAAGAUAUGUUAAGGCAAGGAAACAAAAGGCUGAAGACAGAUCAGACAUUAUCUGUAGGAUUUUCAAGAUCAAACUUGAUUCUUUGAUGGCUAUGUACACUGUUGAGUUCCAGAAACGGGGUUUGCCACAUGCUCACAUUCUCUUAUUCAUGAAGAAGUUAAAGAAGCCUACAACAGCCGAUAUUGACGACAUUAUUUCUGCAGAGAUUCCUAACAAGAAGGAAGAACCAGAACUGUAUGAGGUCAUUAAAGAUAUGAUGAUUCAUGGUCCAUGUGGAAGAGCUAAUACCAAUUCUCCAUGUAUGGAGAAUGGUCGUUGCUCUAAGUCAUAUCCUAAAUCAUUUUCUGAGAAGACCACUAUUAACAAAGAAGGUUUUCCGGUUUACAAGAGGCGUGAGCAGUCACAGAACUUUGUUAUGAAGAGUGGAGUGAGGUGUGACAAUCGGCAUGUCAUUCCUUACAACCGGAAGUUAUCUCUUCUAUACAGAGCUCAUAUCAACGUCGAGUGGUGCAACCAAGUUGGGUCUAUAAAGUAUUUAUUCAAAUACAUUAAUAAAGCACAGGACCGCGUCACAGUUGCCGUUGAACCACCAGACAACAUUGUUGCAAGUGAGUUAGGAGAUGUUGAGAUUACUAAAGAGAAUCUUGAUAAGAAAAGAAAUGAACUCAAGGAAUUCUUCGAUUGCAGAUACGUGUCAACAUGUGAAGGAACAUGGAGAGUAUUCAAAUUUCCUAUUCACUAUCGAUCAACUGCUGUUGAGAAGCUUAGUUUCCAUCUCCCUGGAAAGCAAGUUAUUACAUUCAGAGGGAAAGACAAAUUGAAAGCAGUUGUCACUCGAAAGCUCAUUGAAAAUACAAUGUUCUUAGCUUGGUUUGAGUUGAACAAGACUGACUCCUUCGCAAGAACAUUGACCUAUGCUCAGAUCCCAAGCUUCUAUACUUACAAUAAAAGGUUAAAGAAGUUCAACAGGAGGAAACGGGGAUUUGCUUUGGGGAGGAUUAACUAUGCUCCUAGGACCCAAGAAGAUGCUUAUUACUUGCGUGUAUUGUUGAAUGUUGUCAGGGGACCCACGAGUUAUGAGGACAUUAAAACAUACCAAGAUGUUCUCUAUCCGAGCUACAAAGAAGCAUGUUAUGCUCGUGGGUUAUUAGAUGAUGAUCAGGAGUACAUUGAUGACAUAGUAAGAAGAAGUUUUGAGAGCACAGCAAGUGAGCUACGGAAAGUGUUUGUUAUGAUGCUUAUGAGUAACACUUUAUCUAAGCCUAAGUCAGUAUGGGAAAACACUUGGAUGUUUUUAUCUGAAGAUAUUGAGCACUCUAGGAGAAGGAAUUUUAAUAGACCAGGUAUGUUUUUAGAUUUUAAACUUGAUUGUUCAAUUUAG
Brassica napus (rape) is the source of this 1752-nucleotide messenger RNA. RefSeq lists its product as uncharacterized. The record is from RefSeq and is a predicted model, not a curated record. NCBI's taxonomy places the organism in Eukaryota, Viridiplantae, Streptophyta, Magnoliopsida, Brassicales, Brassicaceae. The transcript has 3 exons. Bases 1 to 1752 code for a protein of 583 amino acids.